AAACCGCUAAACGAAGACACACAGACAAAUCCCCAGAACCGCCGACUUAGAUUUUUUCGCCUAAGAGAAUAUAUAUAUAUAUAUAUAUAUAUAAAUGGGUCGUCGUCUUCUUCUUUUUCCAAACUUCUUCAUCGUCGCCGGUUUAGGGUUUUCGUUGCUCUAGCAGUCUUUCUCUACAAGUUUCUCCUAGUUUGCUCUUUGCUUAAAGCCCUUUUGCCUUGCGAUCAAUCUGAAGAGUUCAUAAGAGUUUACAUUUUGGCAUUUGUGAACAUCGAAGAAAGGACGGUGGUAUUUAGUCUCUGAUUACUUUUAUUUCUCCAAGAAGAAGAAAAUUGUAUGUAUCAGUUGCUACAGCCAGUUUUUUUCGAUGCUGUUGGUGAGUUACCAUCCUUAGGACUGCUACAGAGUUCGUUGUGUUCCUUGACUUUCCAUUCAAGGUUAUAGGUUUAGCUUCGUUAGUAGAUAAAAAUGGAAACCAAAAUCGUCAAGGUAUCGGAUAGUAGUUAUAAAGAUGGACUUGGGAAAAAGAGAAAGCAUCCUGGGAACUAUACUCCAUAUGAUUGUGGAAGAUCAUAUGCAAAGCUGCAAUGUGUGCUCACACCGAACAUUUCCACCCAAAAGCUUGAGAAAAGCAGAAAACCGAAUGUUGAAAGCAAAGUUAAUGUUUCUGAGAAUCACGUUGGGAAGUCUUUGGUCAGAUACUACUCCUAUUUUAAGAAGACAGGAGUGCCAAAGCGUGUAAUGUUCUAUGAGAACAAUGAAUGGAUUGAUCUGCCUGAGCAUAUUAUUGGCGCCAUCAAGGAUGAUCUUGAAGCAAAGAGAGCUGCAAUUGAGUUCAACUGGAGCGGUCGCCAUUUUGUCCUGGAUUUCUUGCACAUGCAUCGACUAGACUUGGAAACAGGUGUAAAAACACAGCUUGCUUGGAUUGAUAUUGCUGGCAAAUGCUUUUUCCCCGAAAUUUAUGACAACCUCGAAAGGGACUGCUGCCAUCAACGUGAUCCAGAACAACAUGAUCAACGUGAGAUCAAGCUGCACCUUGAAAUUGAUCUCAAUGGUGGGGAGUUACCGAGGCUGAACUUGAAUGAGGUUAACGACGAGUCUGGUGACAAUAUGGAUUAUAUUCAAGUUUUUCAGGGAUCUUCGAAUGGGCAAGAUGACGAGGCAUCAGAGGAUAGCUGCACCCGUGAGCCUGAUAAUGCUGUUGUGAAAUGGGGUAAAGCAGAAACUGAUCAAUUCUCUGGUGUCAAGCCUGCUGUGGAGCAACUUGAUAAAGAUGCUGUCAAACAAAUGUUUGCUUUAGGUACUGCUUCUCUAGGGCAUGUUGAGUUGCUUGAUGUGCAUCAGGUUUCAAGCGAGAUUGCGAAAGCUCGUCUAUCUCUUUUCCAGAAGCAAGCUGACAUCACUAAGAAACACCGAGGAGAUGCGAACAUUAGAUAUGCAUGGGUUCCUGCAAAGAAAGAAGUGUUAUCUGCAGUUAAGAUGCAUGGACUUGGAGUGGGUGGAGCAUUUAUUAAAAAGUCUAUGUAUGGUGUUGGGGUUCACUUAAAUGCUGCAAACUCCCCUUAUUUCAGUGCUAGAAACUGUGAUAUUGACGAUAAUGGUGUGAGGCACAUGGUUUUGUGCCGUGUAAUAAUGGGGAAUAUGGAGCCUCUUCGUGGUGAUAAUACUCAAUUCUUUACUGGUGGAGAAGAGUAUGAUAAUGGAGUUGAUGAUGUCGAGUGUCCGAAGCAUUAUCUUAUCUGGAACAUGAAUAUGAACACUCACAUUUACCCAGAAUUUGUAGUUAGCUUCAAGCUGUCUAUCCCCAAUGCUGAAGGGAAUAUGCUUCCUACUACUCAGGGUAAGCAUGAGACUUCGGGGCUCACCUUGGAAGGACCCAAAGGUUCUCCCUCAAAUGAGCUAGGAAGGGUAUCAACUGAAGGUUCAGGGAGCGAAAAGAAUAGUGUCAGUUCCAGCAGUCGAAGGCCCAGAUCUUCCCUGAUGCCUUUCCCUUUGCUAUUCAAUGCAAUCUCAAGCAAAAUUGCCCAGAAAGACAUGGACUUGAUUAUUUCUGGUUUCCAGGAACUUAGGGAGAAGAAGAUAUCGAGAAUGGGAUUUUAUAAGAAGCUGCGGGUGAUUGUAGGAGAUGAUGAUCUGCUGAAAUCCACCAUAACGGGUCUUCAAAGGAGUUUGGGUUAGAGUAAUGAAUGUGUCGACUUCUCUUUUGCUGUCGUGAAACCUUUAAUAAUUAGAUCAAGUCAAACCUUGACUUGCUCUUUAGGAACUGGCUAUUAUUUUUAUAAUAGUUACUCUUGCCGAAACUAGUGUCUAUUGUCCAGAUACUGUAUUACUUAUUUUGAAUCAAAGAGUCUUUUAUUUA
Molecule: messenger RNA, 2359 nt
Organism: Camelina sativa (false flax)
Lineage: Eukaryota; Viridiplantae; Streptophyta; Magnoliopsida; Brassicales; Brassicaceae
Source: RefSeq, a predicted model, not a curated record